This is a messenger RNA of Corticium candelabrum, 1920 nucleotides long. Its product is annotated as endosomal/lysosomal proton channel TMEM175-like. The transcript has a single exon. The record is from RefSeq and is a predicted model, not a curated record. Gene Ontology annotation, molecular function: potassium channel activity; proton channel activity. NCBI's taxonomy places the organism in Eukaryota, Metazoa, Porifera, Homoscleromorpha, Homosclerophorida, Plakinidae. The coding region runs from base 27 to 1436 and encodes 469 amino acids.
GUCAGUGACGCCGAUUCUUUCCCGCAAUGCAACGACAUCGGCGAGCAGACAUCUCAGAAACGGAUAGGCUUCAGACAUUUACAGAUGCAGUAGUCGCCAUUAUUGCUACAAUCUUGAUCGGUCCAGUAGCUCGACUGGAAUCGUCGCAAUCGGAAUCCGAGGACAAGGAUUUUGGCGACACCUGCAAUCUUUCCUGCUACAUAAACAAAAGAGGACCAGCAAUUGCCGUCUACUUUCUAGGCUUUUUUCUUGUCUGUGGUCUGUGGUCAGGAUUCGUUCGUCUAUUCCGUUCGAUACGUCACACUGAUGACAUCCUGUUGGGUCUCAAACUAGUAACAAUUGGUUUCAUGUCAUUCCUACCAAUGGUUGUCAGUCUGAUGGCAAUGUAUCCAGCCGAGAGUCUCUCUGUCUAUCUGACAUGCUUAGUGAUCGGUCUAGUAGCUGUCAUGCAACUGAUCACGGUGUUAUAUACUUUCAGAAAAGGCAGUGAGGAAUUACUGCAUGAUGACGUCGAUUUAUCAUUUACACCCAAAGUGCUAAUUGCUACUGAAAUAGCCACUCUGGCUGUCUGUAUAGUUGUGGCUCUGGUCAAUAUUGGUAACUCUACAGUUGCCAUCGCUCUGCUUCUCCUUAUUUUUGUCAUUCCUGUCGUUGUUAAAGUAUUCGAGAAUAUAGCAAAGCAAGGACGUAUUAACAAGGAGCUUUUACCCAAAGACUUGUUUACUGAGACUGUGGAUAAAUUUCGACUGGAGAUCUUUAGUGAUGGUGUGUUUGCAAUAGCAGCAACUCUUAUAAUUCUUGAAUCAUCGACAGAAGUCGUUCCCAUGAAAAGUGAAGUUAAAGCACAUGGAUUUGAGAAUGAGAUUCUUGAAGCGUGGAAUAGUGGAGUUUCCUACCUUAUUGCAUUUGUUAUGAUCUCGAUGUUGUGGUUUGUGCAUCACUCUGUUUUCAAUGCCCUACAACGAGUAAACAUUUUACUUCAUGUUAUAAAUAUCUUAUCGCUUUCUCUUGUGGGAGUUAUUCCUCUGGUUGCUAAAGCGUUGCUUCUUCAUGGUGGCAAGGCUGAUGCUGAUGACAACAGAGCUGUUCAGGUUGCUUGUAUUGUGCUGUUUGGCAGUGGGAUAGGCCACUUUAUAAUGUGGACUGUUGCAGUAUGCAACCGUGCUAAGCUCCUAAGUCGUGAUGUAAAUUCUCACAAGGCGAAUGAAUAUUAUAUUACUGCAAAGACAUUGGUGUUGCCUUGUGCAAGUCUUGUUACUCUCUUUGUCACUUGGAUUGGUUAUACUGCAUCGUAUGGUACGUUGUGUGUUAUGUUGCUGGCACUUCCUGCAUUGUUUGGCAUACUGAACUGGAUAUCGUCAUCUAGUCGAUUUCCUGGGCAAGCAGGAAUCGAUGAGACAGCAACAGAAAUUACUGCUACAUCUGAUCCAAUGUGACUUUGUCUGCCGGCUGCCGUAUGAAAGAUGGUUUGUUGCAUUGGAAUUAGCAUAGCAGUGUCUUAAUUGCUAUAGGCAAUGAGUGCAGGAUUGUGUGGAUUGCUGACUAGGACUAGAUUAAGGCAGAAUAGCUGCAUUGUCUGGAAUGCUUUAAUGUAGGAAAGCAGUUGUGGUGCUUCUUUUGAAGCAACUUAAUUAAAGCAUUUCUGCACAUGUGUGUGUGUGUGUGUGUGUGUGUGUGUGUGUGUGUGUGUGUGUGUGUGUGUGUGUGUGUGUGUGUGUGUGUGUGUGUGUCAUCAAAUUCUUAUGACUGGAAAUUAAUAGUCAAUAUGUUUAUGAUAGUGAUCAUUGAUCACAUGAAUAAUUCUCUUAGCUACGCACGUGUACCUAGCGUUUCACGUGUCGGUAAUCACUAGCAAGUUGAGAGUUUCGGCUUAUCAAUGCCCAUCACUCUAAACGUUAUUGAAGAGUACGGCUGCAUGAA